UUUUAUUUUUUGGGGGUGGGAUUUUUUUUGCCGUGCCGGAUGCCGGGAUGCCUGGGUCUCCUCUCGUGAUUCUGUUCUUGGUCUUACUGGGUGUGCUGACAACAUGCGCCCAAACAGAGAUGAAGAGGGUUGUUGGAGACAAUGCCACGCUGCCCUGCCACCAUCAGUUCUGGGUGGGUGAUGCCCCGACGCUGGACAUUGAGUGGCUGUUCCUCAAGCCCACCAACAGGCAGAGAGUGGUGAUCACCUACUUUGCUGGCAAGGUGUACGACCCCAACGAGGCAGAACGAGGCCGGGUGGCUUUUGCAGGGGAGUAUUUGAAGGGCGACGCCUCUCUGCUCAUUCGUGACUUGACGCUGACGGACUCAGGAGAGUACAGCUGCAAAGUCAAGAAUGACGGAAAAUACCACUGGAGCACCAUCAGCCUCAUAGUGCUGGUGAAGCCGUCCAAGCCGCGGUGCUGGAUGGAGGGAAAACUGUUGGAGGGUGGCGAUGUGAAGAUGAGCUGCAAGUCCGCCGAUGGCUCUGAUCCCAUCCACUACAAAUGGGAAAGGGUACUGGACAAGGGCAAAUAUAUUGGAAAACUGCCUCCGCUAGCCCUUAUAGAUUUGAAAAACCCAGAGAUUGUGACACUGAAGAACCUGACCAAGGACAGCGCCGGAGUCUACAGAUGCACCGCCAGUAAUGAUGUGGGAGAGGAGAGCUGCACGGUGGAGGUCAAGAUGCACUAUGUAAGGGGCAUGGGUGUGGUAGCAGGGGCAGUGGUCGGUGUGUCCUUCGGCGUCCUGCUCAUCAUCCUCAUCCUCUGGUUGGUGUUCCGCAAAAAGGAGAUGAAAAAAUACGAAGAGGAGGAGGUUCCCAACGAAAUCAGAGAGGAUGCAGAGGCCCCGAAGGCCAAGCUGGUGAAGCCCAACUCCCUGUCCUCGUCCCGCUCUGGCAGCUCUCGCUCGGGCACGUCCUCCACCCAGUCCAUGGUGCACAACAUGGCACCCCGGGGCCAGCGAGCAUGUGUUCCCGCUGUGGCGGCCCUCAAGGAGAACUGCCAAGCCCCUGCUUUUUCUCAAUCCCCCCCUGCCUACACCCAGAGCGUCCCCAAGACCCCUGAACCACGUACAACCCCCACCUCCACGUCUACCUCCAACUCUAAGCCCAGCCCUCCCCCCAAACUGAGCCCCGGGAACCUGGCCCGCAUGGGGGCCACCCCUGUUAUGAUCCCUGCCCAAACCAAGGCCUUCCAGACUGUGUAG
Messenger RNA from Myripristis murdjan (pinecone soldierfish), 1247 nucleotides. Its product is annotated as CXADR-like membrane protein. Gene Ontology annotation, cellular component: cell surface; cytoplasmic microtubule; membrane. Bases 48 to 1247 code for a protein of 399 amino acids. The transcript has 7 exons. The record is from RefSeq and is a predicted model, not a curated record. Lineage: Eukaryota; Metazoa; Chordata; Actinopteri; Holocentriformes; Holocentridae.